Bufo bufo (common toad) is the source of this 1570-nucleotide messenger RNA. It is a transcript of the gene RPIA, whose product is annotated as ribose 5-phosphate isomerase A. Lineage: Eukaryota; Metazoa; Chordata; Amphibia; Anura; Bufonidae. Gene Ontology annotation, molecular function: ribose-5-phosphate isomerase activity. The transcript is spliced from 10 exons. Gene Ontology annotation, cellular component: intracellular membrane-bounded organelle. Gene Ontology annotation, biological process: pentose-phosphate shunt, non-oxidative branch; D-ribose metabolic process. Bases 124 to 867 code for a protein of 247 amino acids. The record is from RefSeq and is a predicted model, not a curated record.
GAAUGACAUACUGGUGCCCCAGUGCAGUACUGGGAAGGAAGCAUGUUGUGAGCAGUGUGCAGCCUCUGGUCCAGCGCCGCAGUCCGAUCCCUCCACACCUGAUCCUCGUAUUGUAUACUCUGCAUGCUCCACCGCCGGCUGCUCACUACCAUCUGCAGGAUGACCGAAGAGGCCAAGAGACUGGCAGGAUGUGCGGCCGUGGACAAUCAUGUCAAGAAUAAUCAGGUGCUCGGCAUUGGGAGUGGCUCAACCAUUGUCCACGCAGUGAACCGGUUAGCGGAGCGAGUGAAAAAAGAGAACCUCCAUGUGUUCUGCGUCCCCACCUCCUUCCAGGCAAGGCAGCUGAUCCUUCAGAAUGGAUUAACCCUUACUGACCUGGAGAGACACCCUGAGCUUGAUGUUGCUAUUGAUGGUGCCGAUGAAGUGGAUUCUGAACUCGACCUAAUCAAAGGCGGAGGGGGAUGUUUGGCCCAAGAGAAGAUAGUAGCCGGUUGUGCCAAAUCCUUUAUUGUAAUUGCUGACUACAGGAAGGAUUCCAAAAACUUUGGAGACCAGUGGAAGAAGGGGAUCCCUAUAGAAGUGUUCCCGAUGGCUUACGUUCCAGUGACCAAAACUAUCCAGCAAAGGUUUGGUGGUGUGGCCGAACUGCGGAUGGCCGUCAGCAAAGCUGGCCCAGUGGUGACGGAUAAUGGGAAUUUUUUGCUUGACUGGAAGUUUGACAAAGUUCAUGACUGGGCAGCUGUUAAUACGGCUAUCAAAAUGAUUCCAGGUGUGGUGGACACUGGGCUCUUCAUUAACAUGGCCGAACGAGUCUACUUUGGCAUGGAGGACGGAACCGUGUCUAUUCGUGACAAACCCGUACAUUAGACCCUUAAUACAUCUCUUGUGCCUUGCCCCUAGCCAAUUGUUUCCAUGCCAAUUCUAUACUUUUUGCUAUUUUUUUUCAGUUGUAUUGUUUUACUUCUCACAUUUUGCCUUUUAUUUUUUCUUGGUACAUUUCUGAUGUGUCUUAAAUAAGGGACUCAAGUGGUACCAAACCACAUUAUGCUACCUGUGCCAUGUGCAUAAGACAAACAGCCAGGCCGGACAACCUACUGUAUAAUGGCAACCAUUCAGUGGGCUAAACUAAAUGUGGAUACAACUCAUCAAUGCACCAUAGGCCAAUGACAUUACUGAGGUACUUUAAUAUUUAUGUCAUUGUCUGCUGGUUAGUUGAUGGGCCGCAUGUUCAUGAAUUUUGGUUUAGCCCCCAAAAUGGCUACCUUCAUCAUGUAUAAGGUUAAUCACCAGUAAACCAGUAAAAUUGAACUGUAAUACCAAGUGUACCUAUACAAAAGAAAUGACCUUGCACUGUGUUCAGUUAUGUGACAAUCACUUUGUUUGGCCUGCUCUUCAAGGGGAACUCCGUUUUCAAAAACCUUUAUGGUUCAACUGUGUGGCUUGCUGAGGAACAUUUCACAUAUUUUGUUUUACUGUUUUUGUACUAGAUGUUGACUUAGUUCAUAGAGAUGAACAAUGGAGCCUCUUUGUAGAUAUUUUGAUGAAUCUAGGUGUUCAUUUUGACUAGAGA